UAUUUUCUGUGGUAUCGUGAUUUAAGUGUCAUUUUACACAAAGUCAUUUACGUCUUAUAAUUAUUAGGAAAAGGAUAUAUCUUAAAAGAUUUCGAAAUCUUUGUCAACAUUAACCCAACAAAACCACAAUGUCUGAUUGGGAUACUGUAACCGUUUUAAAAAAAAGGGCCCCAAAGGCUUCGACAAUGAAGAGUGAGCAGGCUGUAAACGCUGCACGUCGUCAAGGAGUCGCAGUGGACACACAACUGAAAUGGGGAGCUGGGAGCAAUAAACAACACGUUGCCACAAAAAAUACUGCGAAGCUAGAUCGGGAGACUGAAGAACUCAAACAUGAAACAGUCUCCUUGGAUCUAGGUAAACUCAUCCAGCAGGGUCGCCAAGCCAAAAAUAUGAGUCAGAAAGAGUUGGCGACCAAAAUUAACGAGAAACCACAAAUCAUAACAGACUAUGAAGCAGGAAGGGGUAUUCCAAAUAAUAUAAUAAUUGGAAAAAUAGAACGAGUGCUGGGAAUGAAACUGAGAGGAAAGGACAGGGGAAGACCCCUUCAGCCCCCCGGUGACAAAAAAUAAAAAGUCCCCACUGAGGGGACUGAGGAGAAAUUGUUGUAUUUAAAUCUUGAUACGAUUGUUAGAUUUCAAUUUGCAUUUAAUUUAAAGUUUCUCUGAGUUUUUUCAGCGUUUCACUUUAAUUUCGAUUCAAAUUUUUGAUGAAUUAAAAUAACAAUCUCGAAAAAAAUGGGAUAUUUAAUGAUAGAGAAGAAUCAAUACAUAUGUUUCUAUUUUGACUAUUAAGCAUUGAUGAACUUACAUAAGUGGUAUUAAAAAUAGUGUGUAUGUCAUAAGGUUAUUUCAAUAUAUCAAAUAAUAACCUCUUUGAUACUUCAAAAACAUGAUCGAAAUAUAUUAUUGGCUAUUCUUUAAGA
Messenger RNA from Coccinella septempunctata (seven-spotted ladybird), 922 nucleotides. It is a transcript of the gene mbf1, whose product is annotated as endothelial differentiation-related factor 1 homolog. The transcript has 2 exons. Gene Ontology annotation, molecular function: DNA binding. Lineage: Eukaryota; Metazoa; Arthropoda; Insecta; Coleoptera; Coccinellidae. The record is from RefSeq and is a predicted model, not a curated record. Gene Ontology annotation, cellular component: nucleus. The coding region runs from base 129 to 569 and encodes 146 amino acids.